CACAGCGUUCAAUAGCAAUCGAACGGUCGAAGGUGUAACGUUUGCGCAUGCGCUGCGCAGCGAACUGAUUUGCCACUAACAACGAUAACAACGAAACGAAAUGCUACAGAAAUAAGGUGUAUAUGAAAAUAAUUGGAAAAUAUCCGUGUUAUAUAUUAAUAUUACUGUGUGUUUGUGAAAAUCGAGUGUAUUUGUUGUUUAUACGGAAGAAUCCGUUUAUGAAAGCAGAAUACAAGUGAAAAAAUAAUAGUGUUUUAUAAAAUAUAUGCGAGACUUUUCGCUAUAAAGAAAAUAGUACUGGCUGCCGCUCAUCCACUCCGCUAAACGCUUACUACAAUAACCAGCACGAGUAUGUCGCACAUCCGCUGGAGCUGCAUCAGCCUCUGGCUUGCCACUUUGCCGUUGCUAAUGAGUGCUCAGCCACUCGUCGAAUUGGCACGCAAUUUCGAAACCUCUCUACUCAAUACGCGUCUACCCGAUACACAAACGUUCGAGGAGGCUUAUGAUUUCAUAAUUAUCGGCGCUGGUUCGGGUGGUUGUGUUGUUGCUAAUCGUCUUAGUGAAAUCACCAAUGCGACGGUGUUGCUGCUGGAGGCGGGAGAUCAGGAGACGUUCUUGAGUGACGUGCCUCUCACUGCCGCGCUAACGCAGAUGACACGCUACAAUUGGGGUUACAAGUCUGAUCCGACGCCAAACGCUUGCCAGGGGCUCAAAGGUGGUGUCUGCAAUUGGCCCAAAGGACGUGGUAUCGGUGGUACAAGUCUUAUAAAUUUUAUGCUAUACACACGUGGACAUCGCAAAGACUACGAUCACUGGGCUGCGCUCGGCAAUCAGGGUUGGAGCUAUAAUGAAGUCUUGUCAUAUUUUAAAAAAUCUGAAAAUAUCGGCAUCGAAGAAUUGCGCAAGUCACCCUACCAUGGCCGCAAUGGUCCAUUAGAUGUCAGCUAUACCGAUUUUAAGUCACGCAUAUUGAAAGCUUUUCUGAAAUCAAGUCACGAAAUGGGUUACGAAAUCACGGAUACAAAUGGUGAGCAGUUGAUGGGAUUUGCGCGUGCGCAGGCAAAUCUACGUAACGGUCGACGUUGCAGUACGAGUAAAGCAUUCAUAAGACCUAUUGCUGGUCGUCCAAAUUUACACAUUUCCAUGAAGUCCUGGGUCACGCGCAUACUUGUGGAUCCGGUGAGUAAAGUGGCAACUGGCGUGGAGUUUGUGAAGCAACAUCAGCGUCAUGUGGUGAAGGCCAGAAAAGAGGUUAUACUCUCGGCAGGUGCAAUCGCCUCGCCGCAGUUAUUAAUGUUGUCUGGAAUAGGACCACGUGCGCAUUUGUCAGAGCUAGGUAUUCCUGUAGUGCGUGAUCUGCAAGUAGGCUAUAAUUUACAGGAUCAUGUGACGCUGAAUGGCUUGGUGUUUCUAGUGAAUGACACGAAGACUUUGAAUGAUCACCGCCUGAUGAAUCCAACCGAUAUCUUACACUAUAUAUUGGAAGGUAGAGGGCCUUAUACAAUACCCGGUGGGGCGGAAGGUUUCGCUUUUGUGCGUACGCCGAACUCGACUGUUGAUAAGGACUAUGCCGAUAUGGAGAUUGUCUUGGGCGCUGGCUCGCUGAGCGGUGAUCAUAUGGGUUCUUUGCGUGAUUUACUCGGUAUGCCGGAUGAGUUUUACUAUAAAGUUUAUGAGGGUCUACACGAAAAAGAAACAUUUGGUCUCGUACCUGUUCUAUUGCGUCCCAGUAGUAGAGGUCGCAUUUCCUUGCGCAGCACAAAUCCAUUUCAUUGGCCACGCAUGGAACCGAACUAUAUGCAAGAUCCCAAUGAUAUACGCGCAAUGUUGGAGGGUGUGCAAAUGAUCUUUCAAAUAACACAAUCAAAAGCUAUGCGUCGCCUCGGCACUAAAUUCAAUGCGAAACCCUUCUUGGGAUGUGAACAUCUGACCUUCCAAAGCAAGGCUUACUGGAAAUGUUGUCUGCGUCGUUAUGGUUCUAGUCUGCAGCAUCAGGCGGGCACCUGCAAAAUGGGUCCGUCGACAGAUACCGCUGCAGUAGUGGAUCCACAGUUGCGUGUGCAUGGCAUUAAACAUCUGCGUGUGGUCGAUGCUUCGAUUAUGCCAACGAUUCCUGCUGGUCAUACCAACGCUAUUGUCAUAAUGAUUGCUGAGAAGGCGGCGGAUAUGAUCAAGAAUUCUUGGCGCAUGCGUAACUAAGGCGUAUAUGUAAAUAUUUAUAGUAGUGUAAGAAUUUAAUUUAUUUUUUUAGAGAAAAUAUCAAGUCAUUAGUUGUAGCAAAUAUUAGUCAUAAAAUAUUCUCGCCACCAAUGUGAUCACAACGAAACCAUUAACGCUGCCAUUAGCUGUACUAUUUUAUAAAAGAAAAACUAUUGUAUAAAGCUUUAAUAAAAUGUUCUUAAAAAAUUUAUAAA
Molecule: messenger RNA, 2414 nt
Organism: Zeugodacus cucurbitae (melon fly)
Lineage: Eukaryota; Metazoa; Arthropoda; Insecta; Diptera; Tephritidae
Product: glucose dehydrogenase [FAD, quinone]
Exons: 6
Coding region: 352-2199 (615 amino acids)
Molecular function (GO): oxidoreductase activity, acting on CH-OH group of donors; flavin adenine dinucleotide binding
Source: RefSeq, a predicted model, not a curated record